Agrilus planipennis (emerald ash borer) is the source of this 1796-nucleotide messenger RNA. RefSeq names its product facilitated trehalose transporter Tret1-like. The coding region runs from base 60 to 1469 and encodes 469 amino acids. NCBI's taxonomy places the organism in Eukaryota, Metazoa, Arthropoda, Insecta, Coleoptera, Buprestidae. Gene Ontology annotation, molecular function: transmembrane transporter activity. The record is from RefSeq and is a predicted model, not a curated record. Gene Ontology annotation, biological process: transmembrane transport. Gene Ontology annotation, cellular component: membrane. The transcript is spliced from 2 exons.
UGAACAUUUGUUGAGAAAGGUAGUUACCUGGAAAAACUAUUUAUAAAUAUUAUAUAAAAAUGACAGUAAACCAAGAGAAAAGCAAACAAUGGCCUCAAUAUCUGGCCACCAUCAUAGGUUCUUUGAGCACAUUUGGGAUUGGCUUGCAGUUUGGUUGGCCUUCACAAGCAAUACCCAAAAUACUUUCUGACGAAUUUCCGGGAAACAUCACAAAAGACGAGGCUUCUUACAUUCUUUUAAUUGGUCCGUUAUCAUAUCUGGUUGCCGCUCCAUUAUUUGCCUUCCUUGGCGAUAUAAUCGGGAGAAAGAAAAGUUUGCUCCUGCUCGCCGUUCCUCAAGUGAUUGCAUGGAUUCUCAUAGCCCAUGCAAGGACGGCCGUGAUCUUCUAUGUGGCUCGACUGAUAGCUUCCGCGUCUGAGGGUGGACUUUAUGCAAUCUACCCCAUGUAUAUAGGAGAAAUAUCAGAGCCAAAGAUUAGAGGAAUAUUAGGAUCAUCAUUGUCCGUUUCUAUUUUGGUCGGACAGCUGAUAAUGACUGCGUAUGGAUCUUACACGUCAUUGACAGUCUCUGCCUACAUUGCGUGCGUAUUUCCUGUACUGUUUCUAGUCCUUUUUGUUUGGAUGCCCGAGUCUCCUUAUUAUCUUUUAAUGAGAGAGAGAAGAGACGACGCUGAAAAGUCCCUCAGGAAAUUGAGAAGAAUGGAAAAUGUUGAUUCAGAACUGGAGAGACUAACUGCAGAUGUUCAACGACAAAUGUCUGAAGCUACCACAAUAAAAGAAUUGUUCAAGGUUGAGAGUAACAGAAAAGCGCUGAGAAUCAUGUUUUGGCUCAGACACUUCCAGCAGUGGUGCGGAAUUGCUCCCAUAGCAUUCUAUUCGCAAAUGAUUUUUAAAGAAGGCGGUGACUUCUUAUCGCCGAAAGUUUCUUCUUUAAUCGUAUUCCUCACGCAAACAGUGUUUACUUUUGGAACAUCUUUGGUAAUAGACAAACUAGGUAGAAGACCGCUGUUCAUAGUUUCUUCAAUUUUCACAUCUCUUAUACUUUACAUACUGGCCGUGUACUUUCUUGUAAAAGGUAGCAACUACGACGUGUCCAAUUUCACAUGGGUCCCUAUAGUAGGGAUGAAUCUGUUCAUGGCGUUCAUGAGUAUUGGAAUUGGAAUAGCGCCGAAUUUGAUGUUGAGCGAAAUGUUUUCCGCAAGUAUAAAGGCCAAAGCUUUAAGCAUUUGUUCGAUAUAUUUUGCAAUCUGUUUAAGCAUAACCCCGCAGGUUUAUCAUCUUUUGGAAACGCAUUUGGACAUUUGCGCUCCAUUUUUCUUAUUUGCAACGUCUACCCUUAUAGGUGCCAUGUACGCGUACGUGUGGAUGCCCGAGACCAAAGGAAAAACGUUGGAAGAAAUACAGCAGCACCUGAAGGGACGAGAUCGAAAACGUAAAACAACUGUUCAAAACGUGGCAAAAAAUGCAUGAGCAAUCGAGGCGGGAAUUUCAAACUUCUGUAAUAAUUAUCAUAUAAGUGCGAUUGUGUUGAAUUUGUGAACAAUAACAGACAUUUAUAAUAAAUUAAAAUUAAUACGAUAAUACUAGUAAAUAGUACCGAUGUCAGAACACUAAAAAGAUAGGUAUCAUUAUCAUCUGCUAUUUUGGGUCCAACCGAUUAGCAGAUGAUGAUACUCAUGUAUUUAGAGUUUUAUAAUUAGUAACAUUGCAGAUAUAAGCUUAAGGGAAUUGUAAUAAAAAUGUUUUUUAUAAGAUGGUUUUUGCAAAAUUACAAUGAAAUAAAACUGUUUAAAAGUA